AAGUCUCCCCUUCAGAAUUCAUUUCAGAUCUAUAUAUCCCUCUAAAGUUAACCAUAUAUCUUCUACUCUUUCCCAUAAUCACAAAUUACAUGUAAAUCAGAAGCUUUCAUCAAUGGAAUCCAUAGCUACGGAUGAUCAUGAUGAAGAUGAUCAACCAACAAAUUCAAGUGAUCAAGAAAUUGAUCAAGAUGAUCAUGUACUAGGUACCAAUCAUGGAGGAAGAUCGUAUGAAUGCGUAUUUUGCAAACGCGGAUUCACCACCGCGCAAGCGUUGGGCGGACACAUGAACAUCCACCGGAAAGAUAGAGCCAAGAAUUCGAAUAGGUCGAGUUAUAGUUCGAGUAAUAAUAGAAGCUCAAAUUAUAAGCAAGAUGAUGAUGAUCAUGGUUGCUAUUCAGGCCCAAGAUUCUUCCAACCAGUUUUUGCAAGUUACCCACCAUCUUAUCUUUCUGCAACACCUGCUAAUCAUCAUCAAGAGGGAAGACAGCUUCAUUAUUUUUCAUCCACAUCGGGUGAUCUACGGCCAAUGAACUACGAAAACAAUCAUCAAGAUCAUGAUCAAGUGAUUACAAGUGCAUCAAGGGAGGAGGAGAGGAGGAGGAUUAGCUUACAAUUUGGUUGGUCGAAUGCAGAAGAUGAAGAUUCGGAAAGAAGAAUUCGAGGGGGAGAUAAACAAGAUGAACUGGAUUUGGAGCUUCGACUUGGCCAUGAUCCAUGA
Molecule: messenger RNA, 718 nt
Organism: Cynara cardunculus var. scolymus (artichoke)
Lineage: Eukaryota; Viridiplantae; Streptophyta; Magnoliopsida; Asterales; Asteraceae
Product: transcriptional regulator SUPERMAN-like
Exons: 1
Coding region: 113-718 (201 amino acids)
Source: RefSeq, a predicted model, not a curated record